CUACACUCUCGUACACUCAAGAAGCUCGAUUAAUGAACAGCGGUGUACUUCACGGCAGUGGUGGUCUCGCGGGUCGCGGGACGUUGGACGGAACGGGAAACACACGCUCUCAACAAGAGAGAGAAAACGAUCGACUGUACCUCGAUGCGCGAUCUCUCGUUACGCACGUUGCGACCGCGUGGCUAUACGUAGCUUUGAUCUCCUAUCGGUUUGCCGCCGUUGACUAGUGCCAGUAUCCGAGGCUCGGCGAUUUAGGCACGCGAGUACGCACGCACGUACAAACGCGCGCAGCACGCACGCACGCACGCACGAUAGUGAGAAUGGGCGACAGAGGCAGAGGGGACAUCGCGUCAGCGUCGCCGGCGACAGCGGAGGAUGUCGCCAAGGCGGAAUUAUACAAGGAGGAGGCGAACGAGUAUUUUAAGAAUCAAGUAUACGACAAAGCUAUUGAAUUAUAUACCAAAGCCAUAGAAUUAAAUCCAUUGGUAGCUGUGUACUUUGGCAAUAGGAGUAUUGCUUACCUGAGAAUAGAAUGCUUUGGAUACGCAUUGACAGAUGCGUCCACAGCUAUCGAGUUAGAUAGAAAUUAUGUCAAGGGAUAUUAUCGAAGAGCUGCUGCUUAUAUGUCUCUCGGCAAGUUCAAAUUGGCUCUCAAGGAUUACAAGACUGUUGUAAAAGCCAGGCCCAAUGAUACAGAUGCAAAGGACAGAUACAUGGAAUGUCACAAGAUGGUUAAAAUGUUAGCUUUUAAUAAGGCAAUUUCUGUCGAGGAUAAAAAAAAUAUAGCUGACACAAUUAAUCUAGAGGACAUGGCCAUUGAAGGUGAAUACACGGGACCUAAAUUAGUUGAUGGAAAAGUCACGCUGGAAUUCAUGAAAGAUUUAUUAGAAUGGUACAGAAAUCAAAAUAAGUUGCAUCGAAAAUAUGCUUACAAAAUCCUGUUGGAUGUUAAAUCAUGGUUCAUGGCACAACCUAGUUUAGUGGACAUUACAAUUUCAGAAGAACAAAAAUUCACUGUAUGUGGUGACAUACAUGGUCAAUAUUAUGACCUACUUAAUAUAUUUAAAUUAAAUGGAUUGCCAUCAGAGACUAAUCCAUACUUAUUCAAUGGAGAUUUUGUAGAUAGAGGUUCUUUUUCUGUAGAAUGCAUAUUUACUUUAUUUGGAUUUAAAUUAUUAUACCCAAAUCACUUUUUCAUGUCAAGAGGUAAUCAUGAGUCAUCAACGAUGAAUCAAAUGUAUGGAUUUGAUGGUGAAGUCAAAGCUAAAUAUUCUGUUCAGAUGGCAGAAUUAUUUACUGAGGUUUAUAACUGGCUCCCUCUUGCACACUGCCUCAACCGUAGAGUACUUGUGAUGCAUGGUGGAUUGUUUUCGCGGGAUGAUGUAACGUUGCAAGAAAUUAAAGAAAUCGACAGAAACAGACAACCACCUGACGAAGGAUUGAUGUGUGAACUAUUAUGGUCGGAUCCACAACCGCAAAUGGGUCGAGCGCCCAGCAAGAGAGGUGUGGGUGUUCAAUUUGGACCUGACGUUACACAAAAUUUCCUUAGGAUAAACAACCUUGACUACAUCAUAAGGAGUCACGAGGUGAAGAACGAGGGAUACGAAGUGGGACAUGAUGGAAAGUGUAUCACAGUAUUUUCUGCUCCAAAUUACUGUGAUACUAUGGGUAACCGAGGUGCCUUUAUCACACUUAAUGGCAGUGAUAUGAAACCUUAUUUCACGUCAUAUGAGGCAAUGCCUCAUCCAAAUGUAAGGCCGAUGGCUUAUGCCAAUUCUUUAUUAAAGUUCAUGUGCUAGUGGAACAUCUCUUAGGUAUUAUUGAAAAAAAUGAAUAACUGAAAUAUAAGUAGUCCAAUCAAAGUGUGCAUAAUAUAUUUGAUACUGAAAUGGGGAAGGUAAGAGACUUUAGGCUUCUCCCCAACAAUAAUUAUAUUCUUUUUAGGAGAUCACAAUGAAUUUCCUAUAUUAUAAAAUAUAUGCAUGUGAAUUGCAUAUAAUAUUGAUGGGUACAAAAGCGAGAAUGGUUUGCUUAUUUUUAUAAUAAGCAAACAAAUCUAUCAGUUUCUUAUCUAUGAUAAGAAAGCACACGACUCAUCAAAUACUAGCGAUUUGUGUUCGUUUGUAAUAAAAUGGCGCGAAGAGAACGUUUCUAUUUUGUACCCUCAAUCUAUCGCCACCUUGCUCGUUAAAGAUACCUACGUACGCGUAAAUAUGAAAAGAACAAAGAAUUUUGAUCUCGAAAAUAUUUCCGUGUGAAGAAUUUUAAUUGUAUAAUCUAUUAUUUAUAUGAAGCGCUGAGUCUUAAACUUUUAAUUGAUUCUUUAACGACCAAUGGUGGAGUUUCAAUGAAAUAUAGUAAUUAUUAUGAGAGAAUACAUCAAUGCAUAGCAAGAAAAAAAACUAGCAUAAUUAUGUAGUACAAUCUUCCAGCCAAUCACUAUUGUCACGUUAUUUGUGACAAUUUUUUUACAAAUAUCUAUUGUGAUUGGAAGGACUUCUUUGAUCUAAUAUUUUGUUUUUUGUUAAUAAAUGAUGUUUAUGAUGUA
This is a messenger RNA of Monomorium pharaonis (pharaoh ant), 2548 nucleotides long. It is a transcript of the gene PpD3, whose product is annotated as serine/threonine-protein phosphatase 5. The transcript is spliced from 8 exons. The coding region runs from base 321 to 1799 and encodes 492 amino acids. The record is from RefSeq and is a predicted model, not a curated record. Gene Ontology annotation, cellular component: cytosol; nucleus. Gene Ontology annotation, molecular function: protein serine/threonine phosphatase activity; protein binding. NCBI's taxonomy places the organism in Eukaryota, Metazoa, Arthropoda, Insecta, Hymenoptera, Formicidae.